This is a messenger RNA of Acanthosepion pharaonis, 729 nucleotides long. The record is from the annotation of a GenBank genome assembly. Lineage: Eukaryota; Metazoa; Mollusca; Cephalopoda; Sepiida; Sepiidae.
AUGCUGACCUGGAGCAACGCAAUUGAGUAUCUAGGCCAUGGGCUUCUCUUCGCCUAUUUACAACCUUCAGUAAAUGACAUUAUUCUUUCCCAUCCUCCACCCCAUAAUCUGAUGGGUUCUCUUACCUCAUCUCCUCCUUCUGCUUCAUCCUCUCAGCUUGGGUCCCUGCAGGCAAAUGCCCCAGUUUAUUUCAUUUUCUUUUCUUUCUUUUUAAUCUUUCUCUUUUAUCCAUUUUCUUUUUCUCUUUGGCUCUCUUUUCUUUUUCAGUUGACUUUCCCUCUCAUUUCCUUUUCAGUCUACUUUCCCUCUCUUUUCCUUUUUGGCUUCCUUUUUUUCCUCAAUUCUGUUAUUCAUUCUCUUUUUAAAACUCUCCUCUAUCCCCCUUUCUCUCUCUCUCUUUUCUACUCUCUGUUUCUGUCCCUCUCUCUUUUUUUUUCUCUCUAUUUCUCUAACUUUGUUUCCUUGGUUAUAAUCCCCUACCAUCUCUCUUUUAUUUUUCUCCAUUUAGCCUCGAUAUUUUCAUUUUAUUCCUUCUUUCUCAAAAUAUUUUUUCUUACUGCUUUCUCUCUUUCAAAUGUUUUCCUUAUUCCAACUUGUUCCUUUCUGUCUUUUUCUCCCAACUUGCUAAGCUCUCUCUCUCUCUCUCUGUCUACUUCAGAGAAAUCUUUAUCUUCUCAUUGCCCACUGUGUCAAGCUAAGCAUCAACCAACUUAUUACAUACACAAGUAA